Molecule: messenger RNA, 3298 nt
Organism: Momordica charantia (bitter melon)
Lineage: Eukaryota; Viridiplantae; Streptophyta; Magnoliopsida; Cucurbitales; Cucurbitaceae
Source: RefSeq, a predicted model, not a curated record
AUCUCCAUCUCGAUCUCAUCACUUUGAAGCUUAACCAUGGCUUCCCUUUGUAUUGAGAAUGAUCUAAAUUCGCCCAUCUUCCUUCUCUCUAAUAUCUGUAAUUUGAUCUCGAUUCGGCUCGAUUCCACCAAUUUCAUCUUAUGGAAAUUUCAGCUUACAGCCAUAUUAAAGGCUCAUAAGCUCUUUAGUUUUAUUGACGGUUCUUCGACACCGCCAGAGAAAUUUGUUGCUGCUUCUACUCUUGAAUCGUCUUCUUCUAUUGAUUCGGCUUCUCAGAUGAUUCCGAAUACUACAUAUGCUGAUUGGAUUGCUCGAGAUCARGCGUUGAUGACACUGAUAAACGCUACACUACUAGCCUAUCUCGUCAGAAGUACUUCGUCCAAGCAGAUUUGGGAGACCUUGAAGAAGCACUAUUCUUCCAAUUCUCAUACUAUUGUGGUAAAUCUGAAGUCCGAUCUUCAGUCCAUAACCAAAAAKCCAGUCCAUCACUUUUGAUGAACUCCAUGUGCUCAGGAAAUCCGAGGAGAUUGUCUUGGAGAAACAGAUGAAGCGCGAUGAUAUUUUCUCUCAAAUUACUGCUCUUAUGGCUACUCAAAAUUCUUCAUCAUCUCGCAAUUCUCCUGGUUUUAGUCCAAAUUUUUCCAAGGGAAGAGGAAAUCAAGGUUGCGGAAAAUUUUCUGGGAAUUCCAAUCGUGGAAAUCACGGGCGAUUUAAUCGUUUCCUUUGGUAAUUGUAACACCUAUUCUAGCUUUCCUCAGUUUGAGAAUCGUAUACUCUGCCAGAUAUGUCACCGUCUUGGUCAUUCGGCUAUUGAUUGUUUCAACCGUAUGAACUACACAUAUCAGGGUAGACAUCCACCUGCUCAACUUGCAGGUAUGGUGGCCUCCCAAAACCUUGCUGUUGUUGGCCAUCAACAUCAACCUCUACCUACAACCAAUUUUGUUUCUCAACCAUCUGCCUUUGUCGUAAUGCACCCCUCACAAUGGCUUGCCGAUUCCGACUGCAACACACACAUUACUUCUGAUCUCUCCAAUUUAUCGGCAGCAUCUGAAUAUAAUGGGGAAGAUCAUGUCUCAAUGGGUAAUGGCAAGAAUCUUCCUAUAUCUCAUACAAGUCGGUCUUUUUAAUACUCCCCCAUCUUCCUUUUCUUUAUCUCACUUACUUUGUGUUCCCAAUAUUGCCUCCAAUCUUCUAUCUGUUAACCAGCUUUGUCUUGAUCACGAUUACAUUAUUCUUUUUUAUUAUGAUUAUAUUCUUGUCCAAGACAAAUCUACGGGCAAAAUUUUAUACAAAGGUCCUAGUGUAAAUGACCUAUAUCCAUUUACAUCUUUGGUUGAGCGGUCUUCUUCACGUUCAGCUUCCUCUACACCGAUUUGCUUAGCUGCUCAUGUUAACAAGCAUUCCUCUUAUAUUCUUUGGCAUAAUCGGUUAGGCCAUCCUAGCCUCCCUAUACUCAAUUCUGUUUUUUUGUUUGCUUAGUUUAUCCACUAUUUCUUAUGUUAACCAUGCUUGUGAAUUUUGUUUGUAUGGCAAAAUGAAGAAACUGUCUUUUUCUGCUUCUCAUACUGCCUCUUCUUUUCCUUUGGAAAUUGUUCAUACUGAUGUAUGGUGCCCUACCCCUGAAAUUUCUAUCAAUGAGUUCAACUAACUAUGUUUCUUUCAUUGAUGACUUUACUAAAUACACUUGGUUGUUUCCUAUUGUGCAUAAGUCUGAUGUUUCUGAUGUGUUCCGUCACAUUAAACCCUUUGUUGAAAAUUUACUAUCUAGUCGUAUCAAAAUUCUUCGAAGUGAUGGCGUGGGUGAGUUUGUUAACCAUUCUCUUCGUUCUUUCCUUGCAUCUCAUGGCAUCUUACACCAAAAAUCUUGUGCCUACACCUUUGAACAAAAUGGUGUUGCCGAAAGGAAACAUUGACAUAUUAUUGAAAUGAUCAUAUCUCUCAUGACUAAAGCUUCAAUUCCUUUGCAUUUUUGGUCUUAUACCUUCUCUGCAGUUGUUUUUCUUGUUAACAGAUUACCUUCUCCUUCUCUGAGUAACAAAUCUCCUUUUGAAUGCCUUUUUAAACGUCUUCCCGAUUAUUCUCAUCUCAAAAUGUUUGGUUGUGCUUGUUAUCCUUUGCUUAAACCCUAUAAUUCUCACAAACUUCAACCAAAAAAAUCUCAAUGUGUCUUUCUUGGCUAUCCAUUGGAUUAUAAGGGUUAUUUAUGUUAUAACAUGAGCACUAGCAAAUUCUAUACUUCUAGGCAUGUCCGUUUUGAAGAGAACCGUUUUCCUUUUGGUAUCUCUUCUUCCUUACCUAUUUCUUCUUCUUCCCCACCUUCUAUAUUUUCUAAUCUUCCUUUGCUUCUUUCUACUCUAUCUUCUUCUUCUACAUCUACUAAUGGUUCUGCUACUACUACUAAUUCAUGUUCUCCCAUUUAUUCUGAUGUUGCUAACCCAUCACCCUACUGUCUCUUCACCCAUUACUGUCCUUCAACCACCCUCUACCAACAUUGUUCCUUCACUUAAUGUUGCAGCCCCACUGGUUGAUUUGCCUCCUUCUAUCUCUACUGAUUUGCCCACUUCUACCCUUACCCUUACCCCUACUACUACCACUUUUAGCCAUCCAUCUUUAUCCACCAAUAUUCAUCCUAUGCAGACCCGAUGAAAGUCCAGUAUAUCUAAAAAGAAGGUUUUCAAAGCUGCCAUACCCUCAGUAUGUGAUAUUGAACCUUUAUCCUUUACCAAGGCAUCUAAACUUCCUAUUUUGCAGCAAGCUAUGCAGGAGGAGUUUUAUGCUCUUGUCAAGCAACAUACUUGGGAGCUCACUACAAGAAAAAAGGCUUUUAGGGACAAGGAAAAUAUGUUGCUAAAAGCUGCAUUUUGUCGCUAAAGAUAUUAGCGAUGAGAGAGCAGGCGUCAUAUAUAUGCUGUCGCUAAUAAUUAUAUUAGUGACAAAUUAAUCGUGUCGCUAAUAGUUGCUUUUAGCGACACGUAUAUCUGUCGUUGAUAAAUUUAUUAGCGACAAAAUGUUUGUUUUAUCGCUAUUACUAUCAAUGUUAAAUUUUCAACACUUCCUUUUGUCGCUAAAUUACUUGUUCUAACAUUUAUUAAUCGUCAAUUUGCACCUAAAAAUUCCACAAUACUUUUGUUGCUGAAACUAGUUUGAAAAUCACCUCUAAAUUACUUGUUCUAAAACAUAAGUAAUCGUCAAUUUGCACCUAAAAAUUCUACAAUACAAUUUAUUCACAAGAACCUCCUAAAUCAUUUGAAUUGUAUAACGUCAUAAUAUAAAUCCAACUGCAAAUAGUAAAAGUCAG